AUGCACAUCCAGUGCCCGAAGACAUCACAUCCAGUGAUGACAACAAACACAGUGUCCGACAACUCAUUCAAACAGAUGUCCACUAUUUUAGGACAAAUACAGUUUGCAUUCAACACAUCACUCGAUGCACAUCCAGUGCCCGCAGACAUCACAUCCAGUGAAGACAACAAACACAGUGUCCGACAACUCAUACAAACAGAGGACACAAGAAGUGAACCAAAGAAGACAUUGAAUGGCAAUAAAGCGAAGACAACAACAAAGAGAAGAUAUAAUAAACAAAAGACAAUAUGCGAUGAAUCGGACGAUAAUUCUGACCACAAUUGGGAACAGACUUCAAGUGAUGAAGAAAUGAAUGACAAAAAUGAGAAGAAAAAGAGAAAAUGCGUUCAGAAAAGCGAAAAAAGUGGUGAAAACUCGACGACAGCACCACUGAAGAAGAAAUAUAAAGAGAAGACAACUCUUUCUGCGAAUGGGAAGUGCUUUCGACCGAAAAAUUUUAUCUGCGAUUACAUCGGAUGUGAGAAACAGUUCGCAGAAAAUGAAAAACUUUUGGCACACAUUCGGGUCAGACAUACAAUGGAGCGGCCGUUCGGGUGUGACGUCUGCCACAAGACAUAUCCCACUGAGCGGUAUCUUCGGGCGCACCAGAAGAUGCAUUCGGAGGGCUUUAAGCGCUUCCCGCGAACACCAAAGAAGAAAUAUAAUUACAUUCGGGAAAAAGCUUUUGUCUGUCAUUACAGUGGAUGUGAGCGACGGUUUAGCGAUCGGGAAUACCUUUCGGCUCACAUUCGGAUCACACACACAAAGGAGAGGCCAUUCGAGUGUGACAUUUGCCACAAGACAUUCCCCACUCAGCGGUAUCUAACGAGACACCAGAUGAUACAUACGGACACCGCUAAGCCAUUCGUGUGCUAUUGGGUCGGCUGUGACUACGCCUUCCGUACUAAUCAGUCACUUUCCCAUCACAUCCAAUCACACGAACAGCUUCGGCAAUACGCGUGCGAUGAAUGUGACUCACGGUUUAACCUCAAGAGGAGUCUACAGGCCCACAAGAAUACGGUGCACUCGACUGCCCGGCCGUACACUUGCGAUUGGCCCGCGUGUGAGGCCACGUAUAAGGACUUAAAUAUGCUUAAGCGUCACAAAGAGACACAUCUGGGAGUCAAACAGUAUGUCUGCGAUAGAGAGGGUUGUGGUAAAGGGUUUGUCACUAAUCAUCAUUUAAAGCAACACAAACGCCAACACUCUCUGCCAUUUGUGUGCAGUUGGCCCGCAUGUGACCGACGCUAUCCCUCCAAUAACCGACUCCAGGACCACAUGAACUCACAUCAGGGCCUACGAGUGGUCGAGUGUCCGGUCGAGGGUUGCGAUAAGACAUUCACAUCCAAACCCUGUGCGCGACAACACUUAAGACAAGUCCACAAAUAUAAGACCACUGAAGGACUCAUACCUAUCAAGAAAUAA
Medioppia subpectinata is the source of this 1464-nucleotide messenger RNA. NCBI's taxonomy places the organism in Eukaryota, Metazoa, Arthropoda, Arachnida, Sarcoptiformes, Oppiidae. The record is from the annotation of a GenBank genome assembly.